Lemur catta (Ring-tailed lemur) is the source of this 3145-nucleotide messenger RNA. It is a transcript of the gene GNAZ, whose product is annotated as G protein subunit alpha z. The record is from RefSeq and is a predicted model, not a curated record. NCBI's taxonomy places the organism in Eukaryota, Metazoa, Chordata, Mammalia, Primates, Lemuridae. Gene Ontology annotation, molecular function: G protein-coupled receptor binding; G-protein beta/gamma-subunit complex binding; GTP binding. Gene Ontology annotation, cellular component: heterotrimeric G-protein complex. The transcript has 3 exons. Gene Ontology annotation, biological process: adenylate cyclase-modulating G protein-coupled receptor signaling pathway. Bases 549 to 1616 code for a protein of 355 amino acids.
GCCCUGAGCAGCUCGGCGGACGCCCGGCGCCGCGGCCCGGAGGUAAAGGGCUGGAUGUGCUGCGCGAGCCGGAGCAGCCGGAGGCAGGGGGGCCGCAGGGAGCACACGCGGCACGGGGGACCGGCCCUCCAGCCGCGCUUAGCAGCAUCGCCACAGCAACCAGCGACCAGACGGCAACAGCCUAGGCAGACACAAGCGGACGGCUUCCCACCGUCGGCUGAGGACAGGGAAUGACUACAGCGAAUCAGGCCACGCUGCCGACAAGGGAGGUGGAGUGUCACUAGAGGGGAGGGGCGGCCACCGCCCGCUGCCGGAGCACCAUGCCGGCCGGAGCAGAGGCGCUGGGGCACGGGCUGCGGUGUGGCUCGGCCUCGCCCCGCUGCCAGCACUGAGCGCUUCCAGGGCAGCUGGGCUCUCAUCUGCCGGGUGCACCAGCCACACUUCAGUGUCCCCUCACUGCGGCCGUCCCAUCCGGAGGCCAGGCGGAGCAGGCAAGAGGAAGAGGCCCCCGUCCCGUGCUCUGCGUCUGGGCCCGCCGCUGCCAGACCAUGGGAUGUCGGCAAAGCUCAGAGGAGAAAGAGGCAGCGCGGCGGUCCCGGAGAAUCGACCGCCACCUGCGCUCGGAGAGCCAGCGGCAGCGCCGCGAGAUCAAGCUGCUCCUGCUGGGCACCAGCAACUCGGGCAAGAGCACCAUCGUCAAGCAGAUGAAGAUCAUCCACAGCGGCGGCUUCAACCUGGAGGCCUGCAAGGAGUACAAGCCCCUCAUCAUCUACAACGCCAUCGACUCGCUGACACGCAUCAUCCGGGCCCUGGCCGCCCUCAGGAUCGACUUCCACAACCCCGACCGCGCCUACGACGCCGUGCAGCUCUUCGCGCUGACGGGCCCUGCCGAGAGCAAGGGCGAGAUCACACCCGAGCUGCUGGGCGUCAUGCGGCGGCUGUGGGCCGACGCCGGGGCCCAGGCCUGCUUCGGCCGCUCCAGCGAGUACCACCUGGAGGACAACGCGGCCUACUACCUGAACGACCUGGAGCGCAUCGCCGCGCCCGACUACAUCCCCACCGUCGAGGACAUCCUGCGCUCCCGGGACAUGACCACGGGCAUCGUGGAGAACAAGUUCACCUUCAAGGAGCUCACCUUCAAGAUGGUGGACGUGGGUGGGCAGAGGUCGGAGCGCAAAAAGUGGAUCCACUGCUUCGAGGGCGUCACAGCCAUCAUCUUCUGUGUGGAGCUCAGCGGCUACGACCUGAAGCUCUACGAGGAUAACCAGACGAGUCGAAUGGCAGAGAGCCUGCGGCUGUUUGACUCCAUCUGCAACAACAACUGGUUCAUCAACACCUCGCUCAUCCUCUUCCUGAACAAGAAGGACCUGCUGGCGGAGAAGAUCCGGCGCAUCCCGCUCACCAUCUGCUUCCCCGAGUACAAGGGCCAGAACACGUACGAGGAGGCCGCCGUCUACAUCCAGCGGCAGUUCGAGGACCUGAACCGCAACAAGGAGACCAAGGAGAUCUACUCUCACUUCACCUGCGCCACCGACACCAGUAACAUCCAGUUUGUCUUUGAUGCGGUGACAGACGUCAUCAUACAGAACAAUCUCAAGUACAUUGGCCUUUGCUGAGCAGCCGGCCCGGCCUGCCUGCCUGUGGUGAAACCAUGGGGUGUCACGCCCCGACUCGUGCUAGAGAGGCCCACCCGGGGGCAGCAAAUGGGGGUCUACGGAAUGUCCCCCGCCCCUUGGCCUCCACCUCCUUGGCCCCGUGUUUCUGCAAACAUUAAAAUAUACGGAUAGAUUGCUAGGUAGGUAGACACACACGCACACACGCACAUGUCUGGAGAUGGCAAAGUCCUCCGAAGCGCCAAGGUCUUUUGGAGACGCGAGAAGCUGUCACAAGGUCACUACGAGCCCAUGCUGCCCCUUCACUUUGCCUUCCUGAGGUGGCCCUACUCUGCAUGGGGGUCGGCAUCGGACUGUCAGGUUGUGGCAGUGGGCUGGGGCUGGGGCAGGCCAGCUUGCCGCCCGAGCCCCAGCCAGGGGACAUCGCUGCUGACCAGGAGGGAGGACCGGUGCGGGGUCUGUGCACUUCCUGCUGGCUGCGCCCACUGCUGGCCUACACAUGGCUGCUCUGCACCACAUCUGUUCCCGACCUGGGACCUGGGGAGCCAGGUGGCCACACUAACCCGACCUCCAGCCACUCACAGCUCUUUUUAAACAGCUUCAAAAUAUGCAGCAAAAAUCAACACAAUAAAACGAGUGGCACGAUUUAUUUCCAACUAGGCCAGCUGGGCUUCCAGCUUUUCUUCUACUAGUCUGAUAUUUUAUAAAUCAAAACCUGGUUCUUCUUCUCUGACAUCCUUUUUUUUGGCCAAAUCUCGUGGUGUUUCGCAGAAAAACAAAAAAUACAGAAAAUUUCAAACGCAGUUGAGUAUUCUUUUUUAAAUGCAGAUUUUCAAAACAUAUUUUUUUUUAGGUGAUCCUUUUUGUGUCUGGCUUGCUGAGUGUAAAAGUUGUUAUCCGGACGAUUCUGUCCCUCUGCUCCAAAGAAAUCCUGAGGUAGGUGGCAGUCCUGCGCCAGCCUCGUGGGGCACGUGUUGUACAUAAGCCUCUGCAGCGUCCUCUUGUUACUGGUGCAGUUUUCUGCUUUGUUUUUAUUUAAGAAAAUAAAUGUGAUGUAUUUAAAGAAGGUCCUUCACCUAAGAGCGAAUGAACAAUAGCUAAACGUCUUGGUAUUUAAAGAGUAAACUAUCUGUGGCUUUGCCGAGUGAAAGAAGGGGAGCAAGAGAUGGCGCCCCCUGGCCCCCACACGCCCCGCACCUGAGAUAGGCUGGGAGCACCUCCAACUCCUGUGACGGCACAGCCGGCGUUGUGGCCUGGGGGAGGCCCCGCUGGGACCGCACACGGGCCUUCCUGCCCCAAGGCCCGUGGGACCUUCGCCAAGGGCUGCGUGUACAUAGGAAGCCUUGAGGGGAGGCCGCCGGAGCCCUGCCAGAUCUCUCUUGCCCUUUGUGCGGCACCUGUGAGUCGAGGUCAGUGUGCACAUUCACAGCCAAGGACUUCAAGAGAUGCACAGAGGGAGAGAGGAGCUGGUGGUCGUAUGAAAGUCAAAGAUUGUCUACUUUAAGAAAAUAAAAUACCCUGAAUGGAGCCGA